AUGGAGAAGCAAAACUACAGCAAGUUUUCCUGUUUCUGGGAGACAGAGCCCGUAGGCUGUAGAAGGAUAAGCUGUGACUUCUUUCACAGAAAACCCCGUAAUAUAAAUGGACUUUAUUUGCCACCUAGUAACAAUGUCCCAUUGAAACAGGAUGUCCAAGGAGGCAUUUUGCAUCCAGCCCAUCGUCAGGACUCACUCAGAAAUCAAGACAAUGUUUUAGUACCAAUUCAUCCUCCACUGAUUAUAAACCUCAGUGAUGAAGAGGAUGACGAAGAGGAUGAUGAUGAGGAUGAUGACGAGGAAGACAACUAUGUUUCUAGCUGGAUGCCUAAGACUGUUAUAGAUAUUGAAGAGGAAAGAGCAAUAAGGGAUAUAUGCUAUAAAUCUGGAGAGUAUUAUGGGAUUCAGAAUCCUUACAAACACCAAUCAACAAAAACUGUGUCUUCACCAUGGCAAGAUGAGUUAUUACCCUUGGAAACUACUGAACAAAACUUGCAGAAAGGUGAUGGUAACACAAUUCCUACAAGAUUUAAUAAUACAAGAAAAGAAAAGGAGAAUUCAGAAAGAAGAGUGUCAAUAGAGAGUAUUCCCAGAACAGAUCAUAAAUCCUUUGACAGUGGAGAAACGAACUACACUGAACUGGUAAAGAACCACCACUUUAAGGAAGUAAAGGAAAAUAAAAGGAUUUCUGAGGAGCGAAGAAAUUCAGUUAAUGCACUAACUGGCAAAGGAAUUCAUACUCCGGACCCCAAAGUAAAACCAGGUUAUCAACAAAGGGGUCAAAGUAAGGAGGAUGAAACUGCUUCUUCCAGUCCAUAUGGGAGAGACACUGGAAGAUACACUCAUCUAAAUUCUCCAGAACCUCGACGAUCAGCUUAUGUAGUCUACCGGACUGUCACUCAAAAACCAAAAUUCAAUGGACCUACAGUACCCGAGUCCUAUGGUCAGAAAGGCUCCAAACAAAAGAAUCAGCCUGACACCAAUAGGAGAUUUUGGACACAAACAGAAAACUAUGGCAAAUAUACUUCAGGAUCUUCUAAUUCACCGGCUUGGAGGAAAAGAAAUCCACAAGCAAAACCAUUCUCUAAAUUUAAAAUAACCACUCAGAGUAAAGAAGACAUGGAAGUGAAUAAAAAAGGAGAAAAAGAAACAUCUAAAGGGAAAUAA
Molecule: messenger RNA, 1167 nt
Organism: Serinus canaria (Common canary)
Lineage: Eukaryota; Metazoa; Chordata; Aves; Passeriformes; Fringillidae
Gene: ZC3H11D
Product: chromosome 1A C12orf50 homolog
Exons: 11
Coding region: 1-1167 (388 amino acids)
Source: RefSeq, a predicted model, not a curated record